AGGAUGAUAUACCUUGGAUGUUUCCUUUUUCUCUUUGGGAUUACGCAUGUCAUGGCAAGUUAUCCAAUCUGGUGGUCCCUGGCGGUGGGCCACCAGUACUCGUCGCUGGGCACUCAGCCCAUCCUGUGCGGCAGUAUCCCCGGCCUGGUGCCCAAGCAACUGCGCUUCUGCCGCAACUACGUGGAGAUCAUGCCCAGCGUGGCCGAGGGCGUGAAGAUGGGCAUCCAGGAGUGCCAGCAUCAGUUCCGCGGCCGGCGCUGGAACUGCACCACCAUCAACGACAACCUGGCCAUCUUUGGACCGGUGCUGGACAAAGCAACCAGAGAGUCUGCCUUUGUGCAUGCCAUCGCCUCUGCUGGUGUGGCCUUCGCCGUGACGCGCGCCUGCGCCGAGGGGUCGGCCACCAUCUGCGGCUGUGACACGCGGCACAAGGGCCCGCCCGGGGAGGGCUGGAAGUGGGGAGGCUGCAGCGAGGACGUGGAGUUUGGCAGUAUGGUGUCCCGAGAGUUCGCCGACGCCCGGGAGAACCGGCCAGACGCACGCUCGGCCAUGAACCGGCAAAACAACGAAGCUGGACGGGUGUCCAUCACUGACCACAUGUACCUGAAGUGCAAGUGUCACGGCCUGUCGGGGAGCUGUGAGGUGAAGACGUGCUGGUGGUCCCAGCCUGACUUCCGGGUGAUCGGCGACUACAUGAAGGACAAGUAUGACAGCGCCUCGGAGAUGGUGGUGGAGAAGCACCGGGAGUCGCGCGGUUGGGUGGAGACCCUGCGGCCCAAGUACACCUUUUUCAAGCCGCCCACCGACCGUGACCUGGUCUACUAUGAGAACUCGCCUAACUUCUGCGAGCCCAACCCAGAGACAGGCUCCUUCGGCACCAGGGACCGCGUCUGCAACCUGACCUCACACGGCAUCGACGGCUGCGACCUGCUCUGCUGUGGCCGGGGCCACAACACCCGGACAGAGAAGCGCAAGGAGAAGUGCCACUGUGUGUUCCACUGGUGCUGCUACGUCAGCUGCCAGGAGUGUGUGCGCGUGUAUGACGUCCACACCUGUAAAUAAUGAGCCGUAAAAAGGCAUAGCCUGGCAAGGCACAGCGCGGCCCUCCCUACUACUGACCAAAACCAAACUUCAUUGUCCACCAAAACAGCGAGGGCGUCAAACACCCAGGGGACAUUAGGAUGAGAUUUGUGUGGAUAAAAAGAAAGACAGACAAACACUGGUCAAGUUAAGCUUACUACUCCAUGGAGUCACCCACCAAGGACCAGGCACUCACCUCCAUGGUCCUGUUGGUCAUGUGAUGCUGAAACAUCAUGGAAGGACAUGACUUUCUGAAGGCUUUGCAACUUUCUCUCUGAGAACAAGGCAUGGCUUCAUUCUAACCAUACCAUGUUUGAGUAAAUGAAACGUGAAUAAGGAUAAUAAGGGUGUUGUACUCCUCGGACAAGUAGAAGUCACCUGGACAGAAUGGGCCUCGAACACAGGGAGACAUAUUACAAUUGUCGCAUAGCCUCUGUGAUCUAAAAACUGUUGAUGAAAAAUGCACUGACAACGUGACAUCUCUUGUCAAAACCAUCAGUGACAGUUUAAGUUCCAUUUCAAUACUGAAAGGUACUCAAAGCACAUAUGCUUUUUUUUCUGUAUGAAAUAUUUUUUGUGAGUACAAGGUAGUUCUCGACAGGUGCAACUAUAUUAGAGUUAGCUUAAAGACUACACAGAAAGCAUAAUGUACUCAUUUUACCUAUGUGAGUGUUAUCAAACAUGUUGACUGAGUGAGUGAGUGUCUCUGUGUCGAGAAUAGUGUUAGCUUUUUACUAACCUUUUGGUAAGAAUGCACUUGCACCUGAGCGAAUGUAGUGUUAUUGCAUUGUUUCUCUCUCUGUAUGUGUGUGUGUGUGUGUCUGUCUGUCUGUCAGUCUGUGUGCAUGCAUUUGUAUAUGUCUUUCUCUGUGUCUGUCUCUGUGUCUGCUGUAUGUACAGUAUAUAUUUACUUUAACUGCAUGACUCCAUGCACAUGUGUCAUAUGUGAUGGCUUUUGUUGUGUCUUUGUUUUUACGUUACCUUAGCUUAGCUAAGUCUUACUGAUAAGUACAACAACCAACAAACAAUCUCCUCCUUAUGAGAUUAUUUGGACCCUUUAUUUUAACAGCUUGGUUCAGAUGCAUAAAAAUACUUUUGCCUAAUGCCCAAUACUAAAUUGAUCCUGUAUUAAGUAGGCUACUUUACUUUGGCUGCUGUCCAGGCAAGUGUCCUGACAUUCAGGUUGAAUGAAAGCCCAUCAAGGAAUUAUAAUGAUCUGAGGGAAGGACUGGCACUUCAUGAGAGGGAGAAAAGACAACCUCUUUGUGGUUGUGAAAUGUAAUCAGUAUUAGUGGUGUUCCAAAAUCCACUGUGUUUUACUAAAUUUGUGGAAUAGUGACAAUGAUGCUACACUAAUAACUUCAAACUUUUAUCAAGCAAAUGUUUUUAUGUAAUGUAUUUCUGAACCAUUGCUGUACCCAUUUCAUACGUAUCAAUCAAUAACCAACAUUAGAAUUCUGGACUUGUUAGACUGCUCAGGAAAGCAUUAACAAUCCUCAUGCACCCAAAUUAUCAAUGGCAGCACCAUUGAAAUUCCAACCAUGAAAUGCUGCUAAUGAAUUAACUGUGUGUGUGUGUGUGUGUGUGUGUGUGUGUGUGUGUGUGUGUGUGUGUGUGUGUGUGUGUACUUUGUGUUUGUGCAUUUUCUUCUUUCUAUGAAAGAUGCUGUGUAGCUAUAGUUUUGAACUAAAAUGUGAAGUUUUCUACUAAUUCAAUUUUCAUAUAGCUAUAUGAUAUCCAAAUAGGCAUAACAUACAUGUAAUGACACUGUCACUAUCACUCAAAUCUAGUGUCACUAUUACACAAUGUUUGGGAAAUACAUGUUCUUCAGAUGUACUGGGUAAGCAUUUUGGAAGGCUUUUGAAAACUACUGAUUGCUUUGACAAAUCAGGAUUCUCAUUUGAUUAAGCAUCCUUCCAUAUGCUACUUUAAAUUAUUCUAAGAAAUAUCCCUUUUAAGUAUUAGCAUUAUACUGUUCUUUUAUGGCAAUUGAUCAAGAGAAAAUCUCUGUAAAAUUACUCAGUUAACUUUGUAUUACAAAUGAGAGGUGCACUAGAAACAAAGAAUCCUCUCAUGGUGUAUGUCAUUCAUAACAGGAACCUUAAACUUUCCAGACAUUGGUGUAUAUACAUCCAGCACUAAAUAAAAUGUAACAGUAUUGUCAACUGUGUGAGACUGUUGUGUAACCAUAGGUAUACUACAUGCCAUAUCCAUGGGCCUAAUGCAUGUCUGAAACAUUUAGAGCCCACAACAAUUAUCUAUUCAUUCGUUUGUCAGACCCAAUCCCACUACUACUAAUUGUAAGAUGUUGUUUUACAUCCUUAUUUACCGACUUUGAACAAACUACUGAACAGACAUUAACUCUUGACAUUAUGAAAUAUCAUAUCAGACCAUAUGUGCUCUAUGUUGUCUCCAUAUGCCUAGCCAUUGCUUGUGUUAUGUUUUAUGUGUUCUGAACAUCGAUUUGCAUUAUGUGCAUGGUCGUUAAAUCCAAAGUUUUGUAUGAAUUACUUGUGUGUUUCUAUGGAUUUUUAAAGUCUGAUUUUGUAUUAUUUAUUUUACCAGAAAUGUAUAUAUUAGGAAGAUUAUAUAUUUGCUGACAAAGAUCCUUUUCUGGACAGUGUUUUUCCUGUGUAGCACUGUAACAGUUUUACCUCAAUGCAGUUUUUGUUUGUGCAUAUUUUUGUUUAAUUUGUUUUCUUAACUGACAAUAAACAGACCACACUGUG
This is a messenger RNA of Alosa alosa (allis shad), 3809 nucleotides long. RefSeq names its product wingless-type MMTV integration site family, member 3A (gene wnt3a). The transcript is spliced from 4 exons. Gene Ontology annotation, molecular function: cytokine activity; frizzled binding. Bases 4 to 1062 code for a protein of 352 amino acids. Gene Ontology annotation, biological process: neuron differentiation; multicellular organism development; cell fate commitment. Gene Ontology annotation, cellular component: extracellular region. Lineage: Eukaryota; Metazoa; Chordata; Actinopteri; Clupeiformes; Clupeidae. The record is from RefSeq and is a predicted model, not a curated record.